CCUUUGUGAGUGCCUGCUUGAGGAGGCUUCGUGAGCAGGCCAGCGCACGAUGAUGGCACCAUAGUAGCCGCAGCGAUGGCCAUCCUCACGCCCGCCGCCGCGCGGGCGCUGCUCCGCAAGACCCGGAGCCCGGCCCUGGGCCUCGACGUCUCGCCGUCGCGCGUCGGCCUCGCCGUCUCCGGCCCGGGCGGCGGCGCGCUGCCGCUCGGCACCAUCAAACGCGCGGCCCGCGACGUCCGCGCGGUGAGUGGUAAGAUCGCGGCGGCGGCGACGCGGCACCGCGCGGCACUCCUGGCGGUCGGGUGGCCCCUCGAGCCGUCGGGCGUCGCGGGCGAACGAUGCGCGGCGGUGCGGGCGUUCGUCGACGCGGUACGCGCCGAGGCCGCCCUGCCGCCCGUCGUCUUCGUGGACGAGCGCUUCACGACACAGGCCGCGCGGCACGCACUCGGCGAGGCCGGCGCGGCGACCACGCACGGCGCGGAGGACGCCGCGGCGGCCGCGCUCAUCGUCGAGGCCCUGCUCGAGGAAGAGCGGGCACCGCCGUCGCGAUUUUUUGCCGACGACGUCCCGGACUAAUUGUGAUUUGUAACAACACC
This is a messenger RNA of Pelagomonas calceolata, 596 nucleotides long. The record is from the annotation of a GenBank genome assembly. NCBI's taxonomy places the organism in Eukaryota, Pelagophyceae, Pelagomonadales, Pelagomonadaceae.